ACCCAAGUGAGCUGAAGCAGAAUCUGACAGACAUGGGACUGCCUCGUGUGCCCUAAAACAUGGAUUGUUUUAUCCAUCUGUAUCAGCUGAUCUAAUAAAAGAUAUUGUCUCUCAUUACAAACAUUAGGUUACAUUUCUGGACAAUCAUGCCCAUGGCAAUUUUGCCACUGUAAUGAAACAAAGACACAGAAGUGAUGAGUGGCCUGAAGACAAAUUUGAAAGCAGCAGUGCACUUAGAAUUACCUAGAAUGAAAUAAAGGAGACCCUGCAGGGCUGUGGUCUGGUUCUGGAGAGGUUAUUUAGGUUGGCUCUGAUGUAAUACUCUGCAUUUAAUAAAUUAACACAGACAGAGAAUCAUCAUAGAAUCACAGAAUGGUUUGGAUUGGGAAGGAACCUCAAAGAUUAUCUGGUUCCAUCCCCCACUCCAUCAUGAGUAGAGACACCUUCCACUAGAACAGGUUGCUCAAAGCCCCAUCCAACCAGGCCUUGAACAUUUCCAGGGAUGGGGCAUCCACACCUUUCUCAACCUGUGCCAGUGUUCUCAUCACUUUACAGUAAAGAAUUUCUUCCUUCUAUCUAAUCUAAAUCUCUCCUCUUUUAUCUUCAAGCUGUUCCCCCUUGUCCUGUAACUAUGUGUUCAGGCAAAAAUUCACUCUCCUUUUUUCAUAAGCCCCUUUUUAAAUACUUUCAAGUUCACUUCAAUGCAUCAUUGUGAGUGUUUUGAUUUUGUAAUAGUCUUACAACCCCUAAACCUGUGGUGCUGUCCAAGUUCUAUAGUUGGUGGAUAAACGAUAUUAGAAAACAAAUAUUUAUGGUAAAUUGAAAAUAAGAGUUUAUGCUCAAGCCGAGAUUCAGGUUUGGUUUUAUUUACUUUGAACAAAUUACUCAGUGCCCAGAGAUUGUAUGGGUGAGGAAGAAAAUGCCACCACCCCAGACAGAUUGUAGACACCCUGUAGAUCUGUCACCAGCGUGAGUGACAAAUGGGAUCAAUGAAAUUGUUUGGGAUUAACUGUGCUUUAAAGCAGCAGGGCAUGGAGGCCAAAAAGCUGUGAAAAUGCUUACUGUUCUUGAUACAACCAGUUGUCAAGGCAGAGGUGGGCACACAGACACGUCUCAGGGGCUCACUGGAGGUGCCCUGGGCACUGGGCCUCCCUGGGAAGGGAUUAUCCAGCCUUAGUCACUGCUCGGAUAGCAGCGCAUGAGGUGUGUGCUGGCACACGAGGUGUGUGCUGGCAGCCAGCCCCAGGCCACCCUGCACCUUGCUGGCCGCCAGAAAACUAAUGAGCAAACACUUCCGCUUCCAGGCUGUCCCCUCCCCUCUCCUACACCUGCCACUAGAUCCAGGUUUGUCUCUGCCUGGGACAAACUGCAGCCUCCGCGGCAGCAGCUGGGCUGGCAGCAAGGGAAAGCUGACCCAGCACAGAAAGACCAAGUGAAGGAGGAUUGGAGCACAGCUGGGAGACAUCCUGCACUGAGAGCAGCUUUUCCCAAGCAGCUGAGUCCUCAGCUCCCGGGGAAGAUGAGCAUUUCGUCAGAGCACAAGCCCCUCGGGAAGCAGGUCACCGGCAGCCUGCAUAUGGUGAGUAAGUUGUCACCAAUUGUGGAGUUAAAUGUUGGCGGGGAGAUGUACACGACAACGCUGAGCACCUUGAAGAAACACCCUGGCUCCAAGCUGGCAGAGAUGUUCACCGGCCAGCCCAAGCUCAGGACUGACUCUGAAGGCAGGUUUUUCAUUGACAGGCCAGGCACCUACUUCAAAUACAUCCUGGAGUACCUGCGCAGUAACCAAGUGCCCACCCAGUGCAUCCAGGACGUCUACAAGGAAGCGCUGUUCUAUGACAUAGAGCCUUUGAUCAAGCAGCUGGAGGACUCCCCACAGAUCUUUGGGGAGCUGGUGGCGAGGAGGCAGUUCCUGGCUCGUGUGCCCAACUACAGCGAGAACAUCGAGCUGAUGAUCCGCAUCGCCAGGGCGGAAGCGGUCGCGUCCCGACAGUCCGGCGUCAUCGUAUGCGUGGUCAGGACUGAGGAGGACGCAGCCAGGUGUCAGGAUGCCUUGAACAGUUUGGACAUGGAUAAAAAAUCCGUGGUGAAGUUUGGCCCCUGGAAGGCUGUGCCAAGUAUUUCUGAUCUGCUGGACUGCAUUCAGAUGGACAUUGAAGCCAAAGGGUAUAAAAUAUCCUUUCAGCCCCAUGUUGCUGAGAAAGGUUUUCGCUUCAAAUCACACGACUUCUUCUACAAGUUCCUGUUCACCUGGUGGUAGCAAAGUGCCACCAUUGAUAGGGAACAUUAGAAAGCAAUUACUGGAAUAAAUUACCCUGGACUGUGGAGACUAAACCAUAGGAUACCGGAGGAACAGGGAGAAAUGCACACGCCAACGAAAGGAUCUUCUUUGGCUGUUUGCCAUAUCAAAGAGCACUUAAGAGCCACUUUACUUGGGCUUUAGGGGAUAACUUUUUUGGGAAUUUAAAAGGCUCCAGAAAAGGGAGGAAUUUUACUCUUCAGUGUUGCUUACUAUUCAUUCAGUUCAAAGAGAUGGAUCUGUGAAUUGAGCCAACCUCACUCAACCUAAGGGAAAUGAAUAAUCCCAAAUAUAUCUCAUGGACAUGUAGAGUUGCUCUCUCAGUGCAAAUGAGAACAGGCCACAUGUGUGCAAAUCCUGACUGAAACAGUGACACUACCACAUACUCAAAUUAAAUUUGGUUUCUUAAUGGGAAGGCAAAAGCUAUUCUUCUCCCUCCUUUCUACACUAGAAUCCGGGUUAAAAGGAAGGAUUCACUGUCCUAAGAUCUCUUCUUAUUCCUCCAGUAGACAGCUUAAUCUGUAGUCAAUGUAUUUAUUACCAUUAUUUAUUAUUUUUUCUGAAGGAAAGACAGAGAACCUCAGCUAUGGUCCAGGAUCAACAAAAGGCAAAAAAACCAUCACUAAUGUGGGGAGUUUAUAAUCUAUGGACACACACACACACCUCUCUCAGACCACACAAUCUUAAUCUCUUUCUUAUGAUGCUCAUUAUUAUGAUGAUGCUAUUUCUAACUACAUAAGACCCUGGAAGAAUUGGGAAAAAAGAAUUGGGAAAACCUGCCAUGAUUUGGUGGGAAGGAAGUGGUACUGAAGCAACAGUCUGCACAUUCUCUCUUAGAGAAUGUAAGUUGCAUUCUACAAUGUGUUUUAAAAAAUCUUAGAAUUUGAAAGUUUAUUUUUAUACCGGAUAUGGCUUGGGUUUAACCACUCUGAGAAUCAUAAUGGCUGAUUUGAUAAAAAUCAUAUUUCCUUUACUUCUCAGAAGAUGGAUUUCUUCCAGUCAUGGACAAUAACCAUAGAAUUGUAGAAGGAUCCCUGGCAUUUCAAAUAAAUAACUUUUAAAAUUUUUUUGAAUGAUGCAGAAGUGCUUUACUGAUAUAUUCCCCUCAAGAUCCCUAAAUUCUAAAGACCUGAAGUUUUUGUCUUUAGGGUAACAGAUUUUAAUCACUCCUAAUUAAGCUGUGCUUAUCAGAUGUGCUUAUCCUACCAUGGAUCUCCCCCAGUGACAGUGUGAGUCACUCCAGCAAGUGCAGGGCAGUUCUGCUGUAAGGUACAAAGGGAUUCUGAGAUCUCUCACAUUCAUAACUUUGGUAAGAAGGGACACAGUGAGGAUCUGAGGAAAAAAAGCUAAGUAAAUAGGCUCUUUUGAUCAUAACCAAGUGGUUGGUGGUGCUCAGCCUGGAAGAGGAGAGACUGAGGCCUCCCAAUAGACAAGGCUGCUUUAAAUAGAUCUGUUACACUUUGUACAUACUAAGGGUGGGGAAACUGGUUUAAGUCACAACAAAAGAGGUAAAAAUUAGAUAUUGGGAGAAAACAAUCUCAGUAUAGAAUAGUUAAAGCCUCACACAAACCAGCCUCUUAAGUCUAUAGGACUGCUGCAAUGAGAAACUUUAAUUGGCACACACACUAAUCCUGUGUUCAGUUUUGGGGCCCUUAUUCCAAGAAGUACAUUGAGGCCCUGGAGUGCUCUGGAGAAGGCAACAGAGCUGGAGAAGGGUCGGGAAGCACAAGACUGAUGAGGAGUGGCUGAGGGAGCUGGGGAUGCUCAGCCUGGAGAAAAGGAGAUUCAGAGGAGAGCUCAUUGCUCUCUACAGCUGAUUGAAAGGAUGAUGCAGCCAGAUGAAGGGCAGGACAAGAGAAAUGGCCUCAAGUUGUGCCAGGAAAAUAAUCAGGAAAAAUUUAUUCACUGGAAGGGUGGUCAGACAUUGGAACAGGCUGCCCAGGGAAUUGGUUGAGUCACCAUCCCUGGAAGAGCUCAAAAAACGUGUGGAUGUGGCACUUGGGGACAGAGUUUAGAGGUGGGCUUGGCAGUGCUGGGUUAGUGGUUCAACCCGUUGAUCUUAGAAAUUUGUUUCUGACUUCAGUGACUCUACGAUUCUGAUGGAAAUUAUUUUUCUAAUUAUUUUUAAUUAUUUUAAUUAAUCAUAAGCAAUAUAUUAUUAAUUAGCACUGUAUUAGUCCUAAGUCACUUUUAGCCAGCACGUAGGUAAGUUUCUUUACACAAGCUGUUAUUUUUAGAGUUUGGUUGGGAAAAAUCACUGAAACUAAGUUUUGCUAAACUAACCCUGAUAUGCUUUGGUGAACAAAACCUGCGAGAGAGAGAUGUAUUUCUGAAAGUGGACAAAAAAAUUGCAGAAUUUGUAGACUACAAAGGCAUUUUGCAGAAACCAGAAGGUAACAAGAGACUAACAAAGACUCUUGAGUAUGUGCUGCAAAACUCCCUACCUGGGAAAGAGAUAACAAAAAGACUGAGAAAUGGGGACUGAUUAACAUGAGAAGCAAGAAUAAAUCGCUAAUAGAGGACAGAAUAGUAAUUAAUGAAGAGAAUUAUAUAAUUUAGAACCAAUAAACAUUUAUUUGUUUGC
Molecule: messenger RNA, 4883 nt
Organism: Oenanthe melanoleuca
Lineage: Eukaryota; Metazoa; Chordata; Aves; Passeriformes; Muscicapidae
Gene: KCTD14
Product: potassium channel tetramerization domain containing 14
Exons: 2
Coding region: 1199-2260 (353 amino acids)
Biological process (GO): protein homooligomerization
Molecular function (GO): protein binding
Source: RefSeq, a predicted model, not a curated record